AAGAUAUAUAGAAGAAGAAGAUACAUAUGUGAGGAGUGACUAGCAGUCUAAGGAGGAGGAAAUCCCUACAGAUAUCAGCACAGGCGAGAGGAAGGCAUCUACUGAGCAGGAGACAAGUAGUGUUGAGCAGGACCCAGAGCCCUAUCUCAGUGCCUUCAUUCUCACUCGCUGAUACAUGAGAGAGACAAUGAGCAGAAGAUCCUGGAACUCACCAACAAGAUCAUUCAGCUGCUGACUGGAGAGAUAUAUCCAGUAACAGAAAUACCCCUGAGAAAUGUCCCCGUCCUCCUAAUUCCCAGGAUUGUACAAAGAGAAAUCUCAGGACCGCACAGGAGGAUCAGGGUACAGGUCUGCCCACUAUUAAGGUAGAAGAUAUAGAAGGAGGAGAGACGUAUGUGAGGGGUGACCAGCACUGUAAGGAGGAGGAAAUCCCUACAGAUAUCAGCACAGCAGAUGGAUGUAACAGAAGAAAUAUACCCCAGGAACAUCUUGUUUUAUCUCCAGACUGUGAAAUAGAAGAUAUCACAAGAAAUUCUCCAGGAGAAAACCCUUUUAUCCUAAUUAUGCAUUCAGUACUCCACCGUGCAGAUAUGUCAUCUGAUCUCUCUUCUCAUGAGGAAUAUUGUACUGAUAACUCGGAUAUUGGUCUAUCUGUUACAGCUCUUACAGUAGAUAAGGUAUUUCCUAAUAAUGCAGAUGAUAAAUGUAUUUCACAGGACACAAAGCUUAUUGCCCACAAGCCAAAUAAGAAACGUGGGAAGCGAUUUUCAUGUUCUCAGUGUGAGAAAUGUUUUAGAGAUAAAUCAGCUCUUGUUAUACAUGAGAGAACUCACACAAGGGAGAAACCAUUUGAAUGUUGUGAGUGUGGGAAAAGUUUUGCAGUCAAAUCUGCUCUUGUUACACAUGAAAGAAGUCACACAGGUGAGAAACCAUUUAGAUGUUCUGAGUGUGGGAAAUGUUUUACAAUGAAAGCAUCUCUUGUUUCACAUCAAACAGUGCACACUGGUGUGAAGCCUUUUUCAUGUUCUGAGUGUGGGAAAUGUUUUAGAGUCAAGUCGGCUCUUCUUAUACAUCAGAGAACUCACACAGAUGAGAAACCAUUUUCAUGUACUGAGUGUGGGAAAUGUUUUACACAGAAACCACAUCUUGCUACACAUCAGAAAACUCACACAGGUGAGAAGCCAUUUUCAUGUUCUGAGUGUGGAAAAUGUUUCAGAGAAAAAUCACAUCUUGUUGUACACGAGAGAAGUCACACAGGUGAGAACCAAUAUUCAUGUUCAGAGUGUGGAAAAUGUUUAAGAUACAAAUCAUCUCUUCUUAUACAUCAGAGAAUUCACACAGGUGAGAAUACAUUUUCAUGUUCUGAGUGUGGGAAAUGUUUUACAAGCAAACCACAUCUUGUUAGACAUGAGAGAAUUCACACAGGUGAGUCCUUUUCAUGUUCUGAGUGUGGAAAAUGUUUCUUUGGGGACAAAUCAGCUCUUGCUAUACAUCAGAGACAUCAUACAGGUGUGAAGCCAUUUCCAUGCUCUGAGUGUGGGAAAUGUUUUAUACAGAAAUCGGCACUUGUUUCACAUCAGAAAGUUCAUACAGGUGAGAAGCCGUUUCCAUGCUCCGAAUGUGAAAAAUGUUUUAGAAACAAAUCGCAACUUGUUGUACAUCAGAGAGUUCAUACAGGUGAGAAGCCAUUUCCAUGUUCUGAGUGUGGGAAACGUUUUAGUGAAAAAGCAUCUCUCGUUAUGCACGAGCGAAUUCACACUGGUGAGAAACCAUUUUCAUGCUCAGAGUGUGAGAAAUGUUUUUCAGAAAAAUCUCAGCUUUUUAGACAUCAAAGAACUCACACAGGUGAGAAGCCAUAUUCAUGUGCUGAGUGUGGGAAAUGUUUUUCAGACAAAUCUGCUCUUGCAACACACAAGAGAAGUCACACAGGGGAGAAACCAUUUUCAUGUGCUGAGUGUGGGAAAUGUUUUAUAAAUAAAUCUUCUCUUGUUGAGCAUGAGAGAACUCACACAGGUGAGAAACCAUUUUCAUGCUCGGAGUGUGAGAAAUGUUUUACACGGAAAUCAUAUCUCGUUUCACAUCAGAGAUCUCACACAGGUGAGAAGCCAAUUUCAUGUUCUAACUGAGGAAAAUGACAUUAAUCUGAUCUUGUUAGACAUUUCAUUAUUCACACCAUUUUAGACGGGUGAAAUAUAGGAAAGUAUUUUCUCUAAAGAACGAAUGUUACGUAUAAUUUUUCCUGAGACGGGCUCUUCAUUUAAUUCACAUUUUUAGUUUUUGUUGUAUAAAGGGUUGAGGUGGCAGCAUAUGUGCUACUGUUAAAAUUGUAUCUCUUAUGUUUGUAAUUUUUUUCACUGUCAGCAAGGCUGGUGGGACACCGGGCCAUGGGGAUUGCAGGAUGGACAGGAGUUUGGCACUUAAACUACCGUUACUUUAAUUGUAAGCUCCUCCAUGCAACCCGAUAAUGCCAGUUUCUUUUAGGUGCCUUAAGGAGAUAGGGCACGUUUUGGAAGGCUGCUAUGCAUCCUCUUAUAGAUACGUAAUUUUAUGUUUUUAUUUGUAACUUUUACUUUCUAGUUUUGUGCUAUGCGCAGCUUGUAACCGCACACAUCUUCAGUCUACCCUUGCAGAGUCGGCGUUGGCACUGGCUCUGGAUUAGUCGGUCUCUGACUUGGUGAAGCUUGUAGUGCUUCAGUAAGAGGAUCAAGUUAAGGCAGCUGCUGCACCUGUUCCCUUAAUGUGUGGUUUUCUGUUGCCAGCUCCUGGCAGGGCGACUCCCCAGUCGGUGUCUGAUCCACCUUGGUUCCUCACCAUGGCGUGAAUGGCAUCAGGGUUUGAAAAAGUUUCCUCUUGGAACACUUUUUCAAGGAUCCACAGCUGCGUGCGAUGCAUAAGUGUCUUCCUCCUUCCAGGGCUCUAAUUGGAAGUUUCGGAUUCAGAGGAGGGUGAACUUCCGGAGACUAAUGUCCCGGAGCGUGAGGACCUAGAGUCUUGCUCCAGUCCAGUCAACGGUCUGGACAUACCUCCGUUGUCCAGAUCGCGCCCCGCCAACGGCAUUCUAUUGCCGUUGGCACGCCUCCUCCCGCGGCCGCCUCUGCCUGUCAAUCAGGCAGAGGGGAUCGCAGCCAGUAAGGUGCUGAUAGCAUUUCAGUGGGCUUCCGGGGUGCGCAUGCGCAGUCCAGCCGCUGCACGUGCGCUCUCUACACAGUAAUUCAGACUGUGAUCGCUGCAGCGAUGCAGUCUGAAUUACCCUCCUGGGCAUUUAUAUCACACCGAUGAAGCAUACAAGUUUUUGAGAUUGAAGAACACACAAGGAUUUCAGUUAGGUCUUUGUAGUCCAUCUUUAGUGGUAGAGCAGCAACCAAAUUUUCUCUGACGUCCUAGUGGAUGCUGGGAACUCCGUAAGGACCA
Messenger RNA from Pseudophryne corroboree (corroboree frog), 3411 nucleotides. Its product is annotated as gastrula zinc finger protein XlCGF26.1-like. The transcript has 5 exons. Gene Ontology annotation, molecular function: DNA-binding transcription factor activity, RNA polymerase II-specific; RNA polymerase II cis-regulatory region sequence-specific DNA binding. Bases 564 to 2126 code for a protein of 520 amino acids. Gene Ontology annotation, biological process: regulation of transcription by RNA polymerase II. The record is from RefSeq and is a predicted model, not a curated record. NCBI's taxonomy places the organism in Eukaryota, Metazoa, Chordata, Amphibia, Anura, Myobatrachidae.